This is a messenger RNA of Symbiodinium sp. CCMP2592, 945 nucleotides long. NCBI's taxonomy places the organism in Eukaryota, Dinophyceae, Suessiales, Symbiodiniaceae. The record is from the annotation of a GenBank genome assembly.
AUGGAGGGCUUCGCUUUGCGUGAAGGAGUGGUCGACACUUUUAACUUCUAUCCGACAGCCGAGAUGUGCGUUGCGAACAUAGUCAAGAUCGCAGCACGCAAGCUAGAGAAGUGGAUCUCUGAGCCGGUGCCACCCAUCGAUGAGCAACGGCCGCAGAAGCGCUGCAAGACGAAGGCCAGCAGCAGCAUCAAGAGGGGCUCGAUGGAUGCGAUUGCCGAGAACAGGCCUUUGAUGGUCUACGACCCCGAGGGUCCUGUCGUCAAAUACCUCACGCAGACGAUUCCGUUGGUCAAGGUCGAGAUACCGAAUGCGACAGAAGCCGCAGCGGGCAAACGACUUGUGCUGAACAAUCGCAGCGAUGCAAAGUUCCAAAUUCCCAAGUACGUCUUGGAGGGCAGCUUGCCUCUGGGCUGGAAGAUCACGUUGAUGGACACGAAGGUCAAGCUGGCUGUGCACUACUUGGACGAUUCCCAGGAUUCAUCUGCAGGACCUUGGCGGUUCUACUACUUGAUGGACCCAUCCAUCGGCAAGGCCGUGCAAAAGGCUCUGGGCCGCAACACUGUGCCCAAGAAGGACAUCCAUCCGGAUUCGUUCCUUUGUUCGGAGGCCAGCUUCACCCAUCUGCCCGAGGACAUUGAGAAUGUACAGGCAUGCCCUUUGACGGAGUACUGGAUUUGCCAAUGUGACAGCAAUCCGAAGACGAAGAAGAUGACCGUCAAGGUGACGUUGGAGACGACCUUUCAGCAAAGCCUCAAGGAGGCGAAGGUGGCCCACAUGGAGCGCAAGAUCCGCCGCAAGCAGCAGCAGCUUCGGGUGCUGGAGCAGCGCUGCGAGGGCUUGAAAGAGGGCUAUGCUGAGGGUGAGGGCAUGAAGUUUCCAUCAAGCAGUGCUUAUCAGGGUCCCAAUGACAGGGAGGCCUCGACAUCAUCGUCGGAUGCCGAGUAG